AGAUAAAUCCAGACCUUGAAAAACUUUCCCCUUACGAAUGUGGCUUUGACCCCCUUAGCUCAGCACGCCUCCCCUUCUCCAUUCGAUUCUUCUUAGUCGCAAUCUUAUUUUUGUUGUUUGACUUGGAGAUUGCACUCCUGCUCCCCCUCCCCUGAGGUAAUCAACUUAUAUACCCCUUCCAUACUUUAAUAUGAGCCUCUUUUGUACUUGUACUUUUGACAUUAGGUUUAAUGUAUGAGUGGGUGCAAGGCGGAUUAGAAUGGGCAGAAUAAGUACUUAGUUUAAACAAAACAUUUGAUUUCGGCUCAAAAAACGUGGUUAAAAUCCUCAAGCACUUUAAUGUCACUAAUUCACCUUGCCCUUUCAAGUUGCUUUAUUCUAGGUCUAAUAGGCGUUUCAUUUCACCGUACUCAUUUACUAUCUGCUUUACUAUGCCUAGAGGGAAUAAUGCUUUCGCUUUACCUAACACUCUCUGUCUGAGUAUUACAAAUAGACUCACCCAAUCUCUCGUUAGCCCCCAUGCUCCUUUUGGCAUUUUCAGCAUGUGAGGCAGCAGUCGGAUUAGCCCUUCUUGUAGCCACCUCACGCACUCACAACACUGAUCACUUAAAAGCACUUAAUAUCCUACAAUGUUAAAAGUUCUUAUCCCAACCAUAAUAUUACUCCCAACUGUUUGACUAACCCCAUUUAAAUGACUUUGACCCACAACUUUGACUCACAGUCUUGCCAUCGCAUUAACCAGUUUAUACUGAAUAAAUGCAUCUUCUGAGACAGGGUGAACAACCCUUAAUCAAUUCAUAGCAACAGAUCCGUUAUCAACCCCUCUCCUAGUACUCUCUUGCUGACUACUUCCUCUUAUAGUCUUAGCAAGUCAAAACCAUUUAAGCAAUAACCCCCCUAACCGCCAACGGACUUUCAUUACAUUACUUAUUACACUACAAACCUUCUUAAUCCUAGCUUUCAGUGCUACUGAGUUAAUUAUAUUUUAUGUGAUAUUUGAAGCCACCCUUAUCCCUACCAUUUUAAUUAUUACCCGUUGAGGUAACCAAGCUGAACGUUUAAACGCAGGCACUUAUUUCCUAUUCUAUACUUUAGCUGGAUCAAUACCACUUCUUGUAGCUCUUUUAAUACUUCAAAACAAUGCCGGCUCCCUCUCCAUAUUUAUUAUGCACCACUCACUUCUCUUAGAGAUAUCUACUUCAACUAAGCUGUUGUGAGCAGGCUGUCUUGUGGCCUUCCUAGUUAAGAUACCAUUAUAUGGUAUCCAUCUUUGGCUCCCUAAAGCACACGUAGAAGCCCCUAUCGCAGGGUCAAUGGUUUUGGCCGCUGUACUCCUUAAAUUAGGUGGUUAUGGUAUAAUCCGCCUUUUAGCUCUUUUAGACCCUCUCACUAAAGAACUGGCCUAUCCAUUUAUUAUUAUGGCUCUUUGAGGCGUGGUUAUAGCAGGAUCCAUCUGUCUCCGACAAACAGACCUUAAAUCUAUAAUUGCAUACUCCUCAGUCAGCCAUAUAGGUCUUGUUGCUGCCGCUAUUUUAAUCCAAACAUCAUGAGCUUUUAAAGGGGCAAUAAUUUUGAUAAUUGCACAUGGCCUUACUUCUUCAGUAUUAUUCUGCUUAGCUAACUUUUAUUACGAACGAACCCACACCCGAACCCUAUUAUUAGCUCGAGGUAUACAAGUGAUCUUCCCAUUUAUAGGUUUAUGAUGACUUGUAGCAACCGUAGCCAAUUUAGCUUUACCUCCUCUACCAAAUUUCACAGCAGAAUUACUUAUUAUUACCUCAUUAUUUAAAUGGUCCCCCUUAACCAUUCUAUUAGCCGGUGCAGGGGUUAUUAUUACUGCUGCUUACUCACUGUACCUUUUUCUUGUUACUCAACGGGGCCCUCUCCCUAAAGAAUUUAUUGAGCAGGACCCAGCUCUUACUCGAGAACAUCUAAUCUCAAGCCUAACUCUUCUCCCACUGGUAUUCCUAAUCUUUAAACCACAUCUAAUUUGAGGUUUCAAACAUUGUAGGUAUAAUUUAAAUAAAAUGUUAGAUUGUGAUUCUAAAAAUAAAAGUUAAAAUCCUUUUACCCACCGAGAGAGAGAAGAAAAAACAAAAACUGCUAAUAUUUGUUGCUUUGGUUAAACUCCAAGGCUCACUCGCACACUUUUAUAGGAUAACAGCUCAUCCGUUGGUCUUAGGAACCAAAGACUCUUGGUGCAAAUCCAAGUGGAAGUUAUGUACCCCACCUCUUUGGUUUUAUCAUCCACUCUUUUGAUAAUUCUUAUUUUUCUUAUUACCCCAGUUCUAAACACCCUCUCAUCAAAACCCCUCCCCCAAAACUGGUCUUCAACACAUGUUAAAUCUGCAGUUAAAAUAUCAUUUUUUACCAGCCUUAUUCCUCUUUUUAUUUUUUUUAACAAUGGAACUGAAACUAUUGUCUCCUCAUUCACAUGAAUAGACCUUGCAACAUUUGAUAUUAAUAUCAGCCUUAAAUUUGAUAUCUACUCUAUUGUUUUCACCCCUGUUGCCCUAUACGUGACUUGGUCCAUCCUAGAAUUUGCUUCUUGAUAUAUGCACUCAGACCCCGCGAUAAACCGUUUCUUCAAAUAUUUACUUAUCUUCUUAAUUGCAAUAAUUACCCUUGUAACAGCUAACAAUAUAUUUCAAUUAUUUAUCGGUUGAGAAGGGGUUGGGAUCAUGUCAUUUCUACUAAUCGGAUGGUGACAUGCUCGAGCAGAUGCAAAUACAGCAGCAUUACAAGCAGUACUUUAUAACCGCAUUGGUGAUAUUGGCUUAAUUAUUGCCAUAGCUUGAAUUGCAACAAACCUUAACUCAUGAGAAAUACAUCAAAUCUUCUUAUUUUCCAAUAACAUAGACCUUACUUUACCCCUCCUUGGACUCAUCCUUGCAGCCGCAGGAAAAUCAGCCCAAUUUGGGCUUCACCCCUGACUACCUUCUGCUAUAGAAGGCCCUACCCCGGUUUCUGCUUUACUUCACUCAAGCACUAUAGUUGUAGCAGGUAUUUUUCUUAUAGUACGCAUAAGCCCAUUACUAGAAACCAACCCUUUAGCGCUCACACUUUGCCUUUGUCUUGGAGCAUUAACAACACUUUUUACAGCAAUUUGCGCUUUAACACAAAACGAUAUUAAAAAAAUUAUUGCAUUUUCCACAUCAAGCCAACUUGGCCUUAUAAUAGUAACUAUUGGCCUCAAUCAACCACAACUUGCUUUCCUUCACAUUUGCACACACGCAUUUUUCAAAGCCAUACUAUUUCUUUGUUCCGGUUCCAUUAUUCAUAGCUUAAAUGAUGAACAAGACAUCCGUAAAAUAGGCGGUAUACACCGCCUAACCCCUUUCACUUCAUCUUCUAUAACCUUGGGAAGUUUAGCUUUAACUGGCACCCCUUUUUUAGCAGGUUUUUUUUCUAAAGACGCAAUUAUUGAAGCCUUAAAUAACUCCUAUCUGAACGCCUGAGCCCUUCUCAUUACACUACUUGCUACUUCGCUCACAGCUGUUUACAGCCUUCGCGUAAUCUUCUUUGUAUCAAUAGGUAACCCUCGAUUCCCUUCUUUACCCCCUAUUAAUGAAAAUAACCCCUUAGUUAUUAACCCUAUUAAACGCUUAGCAUUUGGAAGCAUCGUAGCUGGACUACUUAUCUGUUCUAAUAUUUCACUUUUGAAAACGCCUGUAAUAACCAUGCCUUUUUUUGCUAAAACAGCAGCUAUUGUUGUCACUUUAAUGGGCUUCUUAGUAGCCUUAGAACUGGCUUUAAUAACUUCUAAGCAAGCCUUCAUUACCCCAUCCUUAAAUACUCAUCGCUUCUCUAACUUGUUGGCUUUUUACCCUAACAUUAUACACCGUACUUCACCUGCAAAUAGUCUCACUUUUGGACAAACAAUUGCCACUCAGGUUAUGGACCUAUCCUGAUUAGAAAAAUCCGGACCUAAACUUAUAAUCUCAUUAAACACCGCCUUGGCCUCUACAGUUAGUAACGCACAAAAAGGUGCAGUCAAAACAUACCUUACUUCCUUACUACUCACCCUAGUCUUAACCACCCUUAUUUUUAAUUUUAGAUAGCACGUAAGGCCCCUCGCUCAAAUCCACGGGUUAACUCCAAAACAACAAAUAACGUUAACAAUAAAGCUCAAGCACCAAUCACUAAUAUUCAACACCCCGAGGAAUACAUCACACCCACUCCACUAGUGUCUGAUCGUAAUAACCCUAGAUUACUUAUUUCUUCAAGGGGAGAGACUGACCCUUCAAGCCCCCCACUUCAACAAUAAAUAAAUGAAAAUCCAACCAAUACUAGAUAAAAUAAUAUCCGCAUGAGAACUGGUAAGCUACCUCACCCCUCAGGAUAACGCUCUGCAGCCAAUGCCGCAGAAUAAGCAAAAACGACCAAUAUACCCCCUAAAUAAAUUAGAAAAAGAAUUAAAGAUAAAAAAGACCCCCCAAAAUAAGCUACUAACCCACAACCAGCCCCGGAAGCAAAUACCACCCCCAAGGCUGCAAAGUAUGGAGAAGGGUUUGAAGCCACAGCAGCAAAUCCUAAAAUUAAACCAAUUAAUAAAACUGAUAAUACAUAUGACAUAAUUUAUGUUUGGGUUUUAACCAAAACCAAUGACUUGAAAAACCACCGUUGUAGUUCAACUACAUAAACUAAUGGCCAGCUUACGCAAAACCCACCCAAUACUAAAAAUUGCUAAUGACGCAUUGGUAGACCUACCCGCUCCGUCAAAUAUUUCCGUCUGAUGAAACUUUGGAUCGCUUUUGGGUCUCUGCCUAAUUUCCCAAAUUGUAACAGGCCUUUUCCUAGCAAUACAUUACACUUCUGAUAUUGCCACAGCUUUUUCAUCAGUGACACAUAUUUGCCGAGAUGUUAACUUCGGGUGAUUAAUCCGAAGUAUGCAUGCCAAUGGCGCCUCCUUUUUCUUUAUUUGUAUUUACCUCCAUAUCGCACGAGGGUUGUAUUAUGGAUCAUAUCUAUACAAAGAGACCUGAAAUGUUGGAGUACUACUUCUCCUUCUUGUAAUAGCAACAGCUUUUGUAGGUUAUGUCCUCCCUUGAGGUCAAAUGUCUUUUUGAGGCGCCACAGUAAUCACGAACCUUCUUUCCGCCGUACCUUAUGUUGGUAGCGACCUUGUCCAAUGAAUCUGAGGCGGCUUCUCUGUCGACAAUGCUACCCUAAACCGAUUUUUUACAUUCCACUUCCUACUUCCAUUUGUAGUAUUGGCAGCCACACUUGUCCACCUUCUUUUUCUACAUGAAACUGGCUCAAACAACCCAGCUGGCCUAAACUCUGAUGUUGAUAAGAUCUCUUUCCACCCUUACUUUUCCUACAAAGAUCUAUUAGGCUUCGCGGCAUUACUAAUUGCACUAACUACUUUAUCUUUGUUCCUACCUACCUUAUUAGGGGAUCCCGAUAAUUUUACACCAGCCAAUCCCUUGGUCACCCCUUCUCAUAUUAAACCCGAAUGGUACUUUCUAUUUGCUUAUGCUAUUCUUCGGUCUAUCCCUAACAAACUAGGGGGCGUGUUGGCCUUGUUAUCAUCUAUUUUAGUACUAGCGCUUGUACCUCUACUUCACACGUCUAAACAACGAGGGUUGACAUUUCGACCACUCACACAAAUCCUUUUCUGGUCUCUAACCGCUGACAUGGUUAUCCUAACAUGGAUUGGAGGAAUACCUGCUGAACCCCCGUACAUUAUAAUUGGACAGGUGGCCUCAGUAGCUUACUUCUCAAUUUUCCUAGUACUACUGCCUUCAGCGGGAUAUAUUGAAAAUAGUAUACUCAAAUGAGAAUGUAAGGGUAGCUCAGCUUCAGAACGCCGGUCUUGUAAACCGGAUGUCGGAGGUUAAAAUCCUCCCCCUCGCUCAGAAAAAGGCGACUUCAACGCCUACCCCUAGCCCCCAAAGCUAGGAUUCUGUUAAACUAUUCUCUGAAUGGCAUAUAUUGACAUAUGUGUAUAUAUAUAUAUAUAUAUACUAGCAUAUCAUAAAAUAUUAUUAUUAUGUAUUAUAACCAUUAUGUUACAGUAAACACUCUGGACUUAAUAAUAAAUAAGAUGUACAUAGGCAUAAAUGUAUAAUAACCAUUAAUUUAAUUUAAAAUAACAAGAAUAAUAAUAUAAUUAAGGUACACUAAAUACUUCUAAGUAGAAAAACCUAAAAUUUAAUAAGUAAUGGGAGAUUUAAGAAUCAAUACAACGGCAAUGAGAGAAUUCUACCAAGUAGUCUACACCUCUUAUACUUGUAAAUUAGUUGGCACUAAGAACCUACCAAUCGACUAUACCUUAAUGCUAACGGUUAUUGAGGGUGAGGGACAAGUAUUCGUGGGGGUCGCUAUCAGUGAAUUAUUCCUGGCAUUUGGUUCCUACCUCAGGUCCAUUUAUUGGGUCACUCCCCACACUUUCAUUGACGCUAGCAUAAGUUAAUGGUGGUAAUCAUACGACUCGUUACCCACCUACCCGGGGAUUCACUCCAGCGGGUAAGGGGUUCCUUUUUUUUUUUUCCUUUCAUCUUGCAUUACAGAGCGCACACGGUAUUAGUUGACAAGGGAGCACAUUUCCUUGAAUGAAAGACAAAUAGUGAAAGUUGAAAAGACAUAACUUAAGAAUAGCAUAUAUCUAUUUCUAGAGCAUAAUAUACAUUUUUUUCCCCUAACUCUUCUCUUAUCCCCCUUUCUUAGUUUUUCCACGAGAAACCCCCCCACCCCCCUUUUUUUUUUUUGUUGUUUUAAAUCUUAAAAGAUAACUCUUAUGACAGAAAACCCCUUAUCAAUUUUUCAUAUUACCUUUAAAAACUAGUUUGAUGAAAAGUUUUUUAUAUAUAUAUAUAUAUAAAUAUAUAUAUAUGUAAAUAUUUUAAUUAUAAAGUUGCUUAAAAUAUCACUGGAAACCUUCUACUAAAAAUCUUUAACGAGUGGUUUAAAUACUUGUUAUCGUAGCUUAAUAGAAAAAGCAUAACACUGAAGAUGUUAAGACUGAGCUAUAGUAUGCUCCGAGAACACAAAGGUUUGGUCCUAACUUUACUGUCAACUAUAACUAAAUUUAUACAUGCAAGUAUCCGCACCCCCGUGAGAAUGCCCUUUCAUUUCUUUUGAUAACAAGGAGCUGGUAUCAGGCACACUACUGUAGCCCACUACACCUUGCUCAGCCACACCCUCAAGGGUACUCAGCAGUGAUUAAUUUUGAAUCAUAAGUGAAAACUUGAAUCAGUUAAAGCUAUAAAGGGUCGGUAAAACUCGUGCCAGCCACCGCGGUUAUACGAGAGACCCAAGCUGACAGAAACCGGCGUAAAGAGUGGUUAGAAAAACAAGACACUAAAGCUGAACACUUUUUUAGCCGUUUAACGCUUAUGAAAACCAGAAACCCUAUUACGAAAGUAGCUUUAACCCCUUGAAUCCACGAAAGCUAUGAAACAAACUGGGAUUAGAUACCCCACUAUGCUUAGCCGUAAACAAUGAUAACUAAUUACACCCACCAUCCGCCCGGGUACUACGAGCAUAAGCUUAAAACCCAAAAGACCUGGCGGUGCUUUAAAACCCCCUAGAGGAGCCUGUUCUAUAACUGAUAACCCCCGUUCAACCUCACCCUCUCUUGCCAUUUACCGUUUAUAUACCGCCGUCGUCAGCCCACCCUGUGAAGGACUUAUAAUGAGCAUAACUGAUAUAACCUCAUACGUCAGGUCGAGGUGUAACAUAUGAGAGGGGAAGAAAUGGGCUACAUUCGUUUAUUAACGAACCACGAAAUGCAUGCUGAAAUCACAUGUUCGAAGGAGGAUUUAGCAGUAAGGAGAGGAUAGAGUACCCUCCUGAAACCGGCUCUAAAGCACGCACACACCGCCCGUCACUCUCCCCUUUUCAAUACUACUGAUAAAUAAGAAAUACCCGAAAAUUUAGGGGAGACAAGUCGUAACAUGGUAAGUGUACCGGAAGGUGCACUUGGAUUAAUUAGAGUAUAGCUAAAAAGUAAAGCUUCUCACUUACACCGAGACAACGCUUGUGCAAAUCAAGCUACCCUAAUACCUUAAAAUUAGCCCAACCCUUAAUAAGCAAAUAAAAAUAGAAAUAACCUUAAAACUACUGAAACAAUAAAACAAAACAUUUUACCCCUUUAGUAUAGGAGAUAAAAAAGGAUCUAGGCGCUAUAAAAACAAGUACCGCAAGGGAACAUUGAAAGAGUAGUGAAAAAAUUCAACUAAGUUAAGCAAAGCAAAGAUUAAACCUUGUACCUUUUGCAUCAUGAUUUAGCUAGUAUAAUUUAAGCAAAGAGUACUUAAGUUUAAAACCCCGAAACCAAGUGAGCUACUUCAAGACAGCCUUAAUUAGGGCUAACCCGUAUCUGUGGCAAUAGAUUGGGGUGAUCUUUAAGUAGAGGUGAUAAACCUAUCGAACUCGGUUAUAGCUGGUUGUCUAUGAAAAGAAUAGAAGUUCAACCCAAUCUCGUUUAUUACACCACUCACGUUUAAACCCACUAAAGGUAAGAAUACAAGCGAUUGGAGCUAGUCAAAAGAGGUACAGCUCUUUUGACAAAAGAAACAACUUUUUAAGGAGGUUAAAGAUAAAAUCAGUAAAGAUUAAGACCCAGGUGGGCCUAAUAGCAGCCAUCCUUAAAGAAAGCGUUAAAGCUCAAGCACUAUAGACUCAAUUAUCCCUGUCAUAACCCUAAAACCCCUAAACUUAUUAGACUUUCUUAUCAGCUGAUAAGAGUAAUAAUGCUAAUAUGAGUAAUAAGAGGGUUAAGCCCCUCUCUUAACACGAGUGUACAUCGGAACGGACCAAACACCGAAAAUUAACGCACCUAACCUAAGAAGGUAAUGCAUACGAAACAACUAACAAGAAAACCCACCAUAAAAGUCAAGCGUUAACCCCACACUGGAUUGUUCAAUAAGAAAGACUAAAAGGAGAAGAAGGAACUCGGCAAAUACUUUUUAAGCCUCGCCUGUUUACCAAAAACAUCGCCUCUUGGAUAACCAAAAUAAGAGGUCCUGCCUGCCCUGUGACUAUGGGUUCAACGGCCGCAGUAUUCUAACUGUGCAAAGGUAGCGCAAUCACUUGUCUUUUAAAUGGAGACCUGUAUGAAUGGCAUGACGAGGGCUUGACUGUCUCCUUCCCCUAGUCAAUGAAAUUGAUCUCCCCGUGCAGAAGCGGGGAUUAAAACAUAAGACGAGAAGACCCUGUGGAGCUUUAGACACAAGGAAGCUUAUGUUAAUAAUUUAUAUACAAGAUAAACUAAAUGAGCCCUUCCUAAUGUCUUUGGUUGGGGCGACCAUGGGGAAAAAUAUAACCCCCGUGUGGGAGAAAUAAUAAUUCUUAAAGCCAUGAAACACACUUCUAAGCAUCAGAAUAUCUGACCUAAAGAUCCGGCAAAACCGAUUAACGAAACAAGUUACCCCAGGGAUAACAGCGCAAUCCCCUUCGAGAGUUCUUAUCAACGAGGGGGUUUACGACCUCGAUGUUGGAUCAGGACAUCCUAAUGGUGCAGCUGCUAUUAAGGGUUCGUUUGUUCAACGAUUAAAGUCCUACGUGAUCUGAGUUCAGACCGGAGUAAUCCAGGUCAGCUUCUAUCUAUGAAGCACCCUUCCCUAGUACGAAAGGACCGAGAAGGGGAGGCCCAUUCUAACAGAACGCCUACCCCUUACCUACUGAAGCCAUAUUAAAUAGCCAAAAGGGGGUCUCCUUCUGCUUGAAACUAAAGCAUAUUAAGGUGGCAGAGCCCGGUAAUUGCAAAAGACCUAAGCUCUUUGAACAGGGGUUCAAAUCCUCUUCUUAGUUAUAAACCUUGCCACCAUCAUACAUCUAAUUAACCAUCUUUUAUAUAUAAUUCCAGUUCUUCUAGCCGUAGCAUUUUUAACCUUAAUUGAACGAAAGGUUUUAGGUUAUAUACAACUUCGAAAGGGUCCCAACUUAGUUGGCCCUUACGGGCUCCUCCAACCAAUUGCUGACGGUAUUAAGCUUUUUAUUAAAGAACCUGUUCGACCUUCAUCAUCAUCUUCCACUCUCUUUAUUCUCGCCCCCAUCCUUGCCCUUACCUUAGCCUUAACCUUGUGAGCUCCUAUACCCAUACCCCACCCAGUUUUGGAUAUUAACCUUACAAUCUUACUCCUUCUAGCCGUCUCUAGCCUUGCAGUGUACUCAAUUCUGGGAUCCGGGUGAGCAUCAAAUUCAAAGUAUGCACUAAUUGGGGCCCUACGAGCCGUAGCACAAACGGUUUCAUAUGAAGUCAGUUUAGGCUUGAUUUUACUUGCCUCCAUUAUCCUCACCGGUGGCUUUACCCUACAAACAUUCAAUAUAACCCAAGAAGCCAUUUGACUAAUCUUACCAGCCUGACCUCUUGCUGCAAUAUGAUAUGUAUCAACCCUUGCCGAAACUAACCGGACCCCUUUUGAUCUAACAGAAGGUGAAUCAGAAUUAGUAUCAGGUUUUAAUGUUGAGUAUGCCGGCGGACCCUUCGCAUUAUUUUUUCUAGCAGAGUAUGCUAAUAUUCUUGUAAUAAACACUUUAUCAGCAAUUCUAUUUCUAGGAACAACCACCCUUCCUUUAGUACCAUAUCUUACCACCUCAGUUUUGAUAACUAAAGCGGCUUUUCUUUCAAUACUCUUUUUAUGAGUCCGAGCUUCAUACCCCCGAUUUCGCUAUGACCAACUAAUACACCUCACAUGAAAAAACUUCUUACCCCUUACACUAGCCUUAAUCAUUUGACAUUUAUCUCUUCCCAUUACAUUAGCAGGCCUACCUCCCCAACUUUAAAUUAAAAACGAUAGUUGUAACCCAAAACACCAAUUUAAUAAACACCCAAUAAGGGUAAAAACCCUUUAAUACUCCUUAGAAAGAAGGGGAUCGAACCCUACUGAAGAGAUCAAAACUCUUAGUGCUCCCAUUACACCACUUCCUAAAAGUAAAGUCAGCUAAUAAAGCCCUUAGGCCCAUACCCUGAAAAUGUGGGUUAAAAUCCCCCCUUUACUAAUGCCUCCCGUAUUAAUCCCUCCGGCAGUCUUAGUAACUUUAGUGUCCAUUGCCUCUCUUAUUGUUACCUUGGCUUUCGCAAACUCAUGUUGGGUUUUAGCGUGGGUUGGAUUGGAGAUUAAUGCCCUAGCUAUAUUACCCCUUAUCAGUCAGCCUGCAAAUUCCCACACUCUUAACCCAGCCCCUAAAUAUUUCCUGGCUCAAACUACUGCCUCCGUAUUAAUCCUCUUUGCUACCAUUCUUAACACUUGGAUCACUGGCCAAUGAUCCCUUAACAUAACAUCGGACCCCACCGCGCUUAAUGUGGCUACCCUUGGACUCCUAAUUAAGCUAGGUAUUGCCCCAGUCCACAUAUGGUUACCAGAAGUAAUAAAAGAUAUCCCUUUACACUCUGCUCUCCCUAUAGCCACAUGACAAAAACUAGCCCCCUUCACCCUUUUAGCUCAAUUAACACCUCAUAAUUAUGAGGUGCUUGUAGCCCUAGGCUUAUUAUCUGUUUUCAUUGGCGGCUGAGGCGCAUUAAAACAGCUCAACUUACGUAAACUCAUAGCCUAUUCCUCAACUGCCCACUGAGGGUGCAUCCUUUUAAUUCUUCAGUUUUCUAAACCUCUUGCAUUAAUAACACUUCUAGCUUACUUUCUUAUAACCUUUUCCGUAUUCACUUUGUCUAACAUAUGAUAUGCCAUGGCUAGCCACGCUUUAUGCAUCUCAUGAUCUAAGGUAGCCCCUUUUAGCGGCCUUACCCCUCUGAUUAUCUUAUGCCUUGGGGGACACCCUCCUUUUGAUUAUCAUUGACCACUUUGGAUGCUUUGAUGAUUCCCCUUGAUAACCAGCUUUGGUGCCUUAACAGUACUUAUAACGCUUUAUUCCCUCAUAAGCCUAUUAUUCUACCUACGGUUAUCAUAUGCGUUUGUUUUGUUAACCCCUCAUGAUAUAAAACCUAGCAAGACCUCCCGACAUUUGAUUAAUCUACAUAUCACAAUACGCCUGCUUAAUACGGUGAUUAUAGGAUUAAUUACAGUUUAUGUACUUCACAACAUAUGGCCUUAAUUUUUUAAACAGCUUGAACAAGGGAUUUAGGUUAACUUAAACCAGGAGCCUUCAAAGCCCCUAAUAGGAGUUAAAAUCUCCCAAUCCCUGAAGGUUGCUUUUAUACAUCAACUGCACACAAUAGUUGAGUAAAAUUAGAACUUUGCUACUCAAACAAGCUUAUUACCCUACAAAUUUUAAUUAAAAAUACACACCUAAAACAACAAAAAGAUUAUUUUUUACCAUACAAGCGACCUUAAACUAGUUCAGGGUUUUAAAGUCAAAUGUAUAAAAGAACCUUUAUGCAUAUCUUUCUAACAGAGGACAUAGAUACCUUAAUAAUAAACGCUUUAUUAACAUUCUACUUGUAUGGCCAAUCUCGCCUUAAUUUAAAUUAGGAGUUGUGCCCGAAUUCUAAGGGCCACUUUGAUAGAGUGCUUAAUAGGGGUUAAAGUCCCCUCAGCUCCUUAAAAACAGAACUUAAACACUAAGCAAGUUAAAACACCUAGUGCUUUUGUUAUAUAUUCAUAAAAGUAAAAUCAGCUAAUCAAGCUAUUGGGCCCAUACCCCAAAAAUGUAGGUUAAACCCCGCCUUUUACUAAUACACCCAGUUGCACUCCUUGUAAUAGUAUUUUCCCUUUCUCUUGGCGUUACCCUAACUUUUGCAAGUUCAUAUUGAAUCCUAGCAUGAGUCGGAUUAGAAAUUAAUACACUAGCUAUUUUACCUCUUAUAAGCCAAACUAUAUACUCCCGCCCUGUUGAAGCAGCUACAAAAUACUUCCUAGCCCAAGCUGCUGCCUCCGCAUUAAUCCUUUUUGCCAUCAUAUUUAACGCUUGAACCACGGGUGAAUGGUCAAUCAACACAACAUCGGACCCCACCGCAAUUAAUGUAGCUACCCUAGGACUCGCUAUGAAAUUAGGGGUCGCCCCCCUCCACAUUUGGUUGCCAGAGGUCUUGCAAGGUGUAACUUUAACCACUGGCCUGAUUCUAUCCACCUGACAAAAGUUAGCCCCAUUUGCCCUUUUAUCUCAAUUAACACCCCACAAUCAAGAGGUGUUCCUCAUUAUGGGGUUAUUAUCAACCUUUAUUGGCGGCUGGGGUGGCUUAAAUCAAACUCAGUUGCGUAAACUUUUAGCCUAUUCCUCAAUUGCCCACUUAGGCUGAGUAUUUUUAAUUAUACAAUUCUCUAAGCCUCUUGCAUUAGUAACACUUUUUACUUAUUUUCUGAUAACCUUCUCCGUGUUUACUUUAUCUACUAUAUAUAAAGCUACAACUAUUAACUCCUUAUCCAUCUCUUGAUCUAAAGCACCUGCCCUUACUGCCCUAACCCCUUUAGUUAUCCUAUCCCUCGGAGGACUUCCCCCUCUGACUGGCUUUGGACCAAAGUGGAUGAUUUUGUUUAACCUUUCAAUGGCUGAUCUUAAUAUCCUGGCAGUCCUCGCAGCAUUCUCUUCCCUUAUUAGCUUAUACUUUUACCUCCGAUUAACAUAUGCAUUUACCCUGAUAACCCCUCCAAACAUCACACCUGGCGCAGCCUCUUGACGCUUAAUAAAUUUGCAUCUCACAAUACGCCUAGCUAUCCCAGUAACUUUAACACUGAUACUACUCCCCGUACUACCGAACAUUUUGUCCAUAUUCUUCUAAGAACACCACACGAGGGAUUAUUUUAAUUUAUACUAGGGGCCUUAAAAGACCCCUGUGGGAGUUAAAACCUCCUAACCCUUAUAAGACCUGCAGGUUAUUACCCCACAUCGACUGCGUGCAAAACAGACACUUUAAUUAAGCUAAAGCCUUACUAGACAGGCAGGCCUUUAUCCUACAAGUUCCUAGUUAACAGCUAGGCGCCCAAACCAGCGAGCAUCUGUCUACCUUUCCCCCGCCUUUAAAGGCGGGAAGGCGGGGGAAAGCCCCGGCAGACGUUAACCUGCUUCUUUAGAUUUGCAAUCUAACAUGUAACACCUCAAGGCUUGAUAAGAAGGGGGAUUAAACCCCUGUGUAUGGAGCUACAAUCCACCGCUUACUCAGCCACCUUACCUGUGAUAAUUUCUCGUUGAUUUUUCUCCACCAACCAUAAAGACAUUGGCACCCUUUAUUUAGUAUUUGGUGCUUGAGCUGGUAUAGUAGGUACUGCUCUUAGCCUCCUUAUUCGGACUGAACUCAGUCAACCAGGUGCUCUUCUUGGAGAUGACCAAAUCUACAACGUCACCGUGACUGCCCAUGCUUUCGUAAUAAUCUUUUUUAUAGUAAUACCAAUUAUAAUUGGGGGUUUUGGAAACUGACUUAUUCCUUUAAUAAUUGGUGCCCCUGAUAUAGCAUUUCCUCGUAUAAAUAAUAUAAGCUUCUGACUUUUACCCCCAGCUUUCCUUCUUUUACUUGCAUCCGCAGCUGUGGAAGCUGGAGCUGGUACAGGAUGAACAGUUUACCCCCCCUUAGCCGGCAACCUUGCCCAUGCCGGAGCUUCUGUUGACUUAACUAUUUUUUCUCUUCACCUGGCUGGUGUCUCAUCAAUUCUAGGGGCUAUCAACUUUAUUACCACUAUUAUUAAUAUGAAACCCCCUGCAAUUACACAAUACCAGACCCCUUUAUUUGUAUGAGCCGUUCUAAUUACAGCCGUACUUCUUUUAUUAUCCCUUCCUGUAUUAGCAGCUGGCAUUACCAUACUGCUCACUGACCGGAAUCUAAACACGACUUUCUUUGACCCCGCUGGAGGUGGAGACCCGAUCCUCUACCAACAUCUAUUCUGGUUCUUUGGUCACCCUGAAGUGUACAUUCUUAUCCUCCCCGGGUUCGGCCUUAUCUCACACAUUGUUGCCUAUUAUGCAGGUAAGAAAGAACCCUUUGGGUAUAUAGGAAUAGUUUGAGCAAUAUUAGCCAUCGGUCUUCUUGGAUUCAUUGUCUGAGCCCACCAUAUAUUCACAGUUGGGAUGGAUGUAGAUACCCGAGGUUAUUUUACUUCUGCUACAAUAAUUAUUGCUAUCCCCACAGGCGUGAAGGUGUUCAGCUGACUGGCCACUUUACAUGGCGGUUCAAUUAAAUGAGAGGCCCCUUUACUAUGAGCUCUUGGAUUUAUUUUCUUAUUCACUGUCGGAGGCUUAACAGGGAUCAUUUUAGCAAACUCUUCUUUAGAUAUCGUCCUCCACGACACAUACUAUGUAGUUGCUCACUUCCAUUAUGUCCUCUCCAUAGGGGCUGUAUUUGCAAUUAUAGGAGGUUUUGUGCACUGGUUUCCUCUAUUCACAGGCUACACCCUCCACGGAGGAUGAACUAAAGUACACUUCACAGUUAUAUUUACAGGUGUAAAUCUUACAUUUUUCCCACAACACUUCUUAGGCUUAGCUGGGAUACCACGUCGAUACUCAGACUACCCCGACGCCUACACCCUCUGAAACACAGUCUCCUCAAUUGGCUCACUAGUCUCACUUGUAGCAGUAAUUAUAUUCCUCUUUAUUAUCUGAGAAGCAUUUGCUGCUAAACGAGAAGUACAGUUUAUUCAACUCACAUCUACUAAUGUAGAAUGGCUGCACGGAUGCCCUCCCCCUUAUCACACAUUUGAAGAACCUGCUUUCGUCCGGGCUCUUCCACACAACGAGAAAGGAAGGAAUCGAACCUCCGUAAAAUAGUUUCAAGCCACUUACAUUACCACUAUGAUACUUUCUUAUAUAA
Molecule: messenger RNA, 15643 nt
Organism: Entelurus aequoreus (snake pipefish)
Lineage: Eukaryota; Metazoa; Chordata; Actinopteri; Syngnathiformes; Syngnathidae
Product: NADH-ubiquinone oxidoreductase chain 4-like
Exons: 1
Biological process (GO): aerobic respiration; ATP synthesis coupled electron transport; electron transport coupled proton transport
Molecular function (GO): NADH dehydrogenase (ubiquinone) activity; ubiquinone binding
Source: RefSeq, a predicted model, not a curated record